Procambarus clarkii (red swamp crayfish) is the source of this 6735-nucleotide messenger RNA. It is a transcript of the gene Sec24AB, whose product is annotated as Protein transport protein Sec24AB. NCBI's taxonomy places the organism in Eukaryota, Metazoa, Arthropoda, Malacostraca, Decapoda, Cambaridae. Gene Ontology annotation, biological process: endoplasmic reticulum to Golgi vesicle-mediated transport; intracellular protein transport; COPII-coated vesicle cargo loading. The record is from RefSeq and is a predicted model, not a curated record. Gene Ontology annotation, cellular component: endoplasmic reticulum exit site; COPII vesicle coat. Gene Ontology annotation, molecular function: zinc ion binding; SNARE binding.
UGAGGUCAUUUCCGGCACACAGCUGAGAGUUGUGUUGACGAUGGCUCGGUGAUGUUCUCUCUCUGUGUCCACGCCUUCAUGCUUUAUUGGCACUAUUGGCGGGAGUAGAUACUUCUUAUUACCAUACCUUCCCCCCGAAACAAAAUUGAAGUGAAGAAGGAUGCAACAACCACCGCCAGUUAUGAAUGGUGGGGGUACAGGACAGUCACAGCAACAAAGGUUUCCCUUAGUGCCCCCACCUAGACCUGGUGGCUUUACAAAUCUUCAAGCAUCUCCUUCGAUGGUUAUGAAACCUCCAAGUGCUCAUAUGGUCCCUCCAGGAGGCUCUCCCAGACUAGAUGGUCCUUUAAUAAACGGUCCACCAGCAGGGCCACCGAGAGUGCCUCAAGGAGGAAACUAUAGACCGACACUCGUGAAUGGACAAGUUGCUCCGCCUUCUGGUCCCCCAGUAAGACCUCCUUUAGGGCCACCCCAGAGGUCAGUAAUUAACAAGUCUGAUACUCCUAUUGAGGCACCACCAAGAGGCCCAUUGCUCAAGCAACCAUCAGGCCCAGCCCCUACUAUAAAUUCAAGCCCCUUAAUAAAUGGGCACCAGAGACCAUCUGAACCCACCAACCUUCCAGAGCCGCUAUCUAACCGAUCGUCCAAUCGGUCUUCUCGCCAGCCUUCCCCGAUUCCUACUCCUCAGCUUGAACGCAUGGAGACGCAGGCCACGCCAGUCUCGGGCCUGACUCCAAGUGGAUCCUCAACAAAUUUGAAUGAAGGCCAUCAUCCACCUGCAUCACAAUCCCAGCCAAGCUCUUCCCUAAUUGACGGACCUGCAAAGAGUUCACCUAGGAUGUCCCCAAUCACAACAAGAACACACUUUGAUGGACAUUCUUUACCAGUUAAUUGCAUCCCAGCCAGUGUGCCUGUGUCUAGUGAAUCAUCUGUUAGUGGAACACAAGGUAGUAAUAAACCUUUAAACAGAACUGUCAAUCCACAAUUCACAAGUGGUGCUCAAAUAAGUAAUCAGCCACAGGUGCACUAUAGUGGGCCAGUAUCAUCUCGUAGUAAUCUAUCUAGCAGUACUGUUCAGCCACCAGUUAGUGGCCACUUUUCAAUGGUAUCUAAUAAUGUACCAUCUUUUGCAAGACCUGUCAGAGACUCACUCAGUGGUAAUCAGUUAGGUGGAUCCUCUGGCUCUGUUUCUGGAACUAAUACAAACACGAGACCACAUACCAGUGAAUCACAGGCCGUUGUUACUUCAGUGAGUGGUGGAACACAUCAGUUAAUUGCAAAGAGUCACAUGGGCCCUCCAGCAGCUUCCAAAGCUUUUCCAGCUGUCUCUUCAGUUCCUCCAACUGCAGCUUCUUCAGUUCUAGCUUUACCCACCUCCCCACAUACUACUGCUCUUUCUGCUGCUCUUCCAUCACCAUCAUUGGGACCUAGACCAUCAGUGGGGCCUUCAUCAUUAUUAAAUAAUCUUCGGCCUUCAGUUGGUUCUCAACAAGCUGCAUUGGGCUCUCAACCCAUGUCAGUGGGUUCUUAUCCAUCAUCAUUUGGCCCUCCACCGACAUCCAUCGGCCCUCCGACAUCCAUCGGCCCUCCGACAUCCAUCGGCCCUCCGACAUCCGUGGGGCCUCCGACAUCCGUGGGGCCCCCACCAUCUUCAGCAGGACACACACAAAUGUUGAUAGGCCACCAACCAGCAUUGAUGGGACAUUCACCAAUGUCGGCGGGCUAUAAGCCAACAUCUGUAGCUCCCCCGCCUAUGUCUAUGGGUCCACCACCAGCGUCUAUGGCUCCCCGACCACCAUCAAUGGGUGUUCCACCCAUGUCGAUGGGUCCCCCACCUACAACAAUGGUUCCCCCACCUACGUCGAUGGGUCUCCCACCUACAUCAAUGGGUCUCCCACCUACAUCGAUGGGUCUCCCACCUACGUCGAUGGGUCCCCAGCCUACAUCGAUGGGUCUCCCACCUACGUCGAUGGGUCCCCAGCCUACGUCAAUUGGUCCCCCACCUACAUCAAUGGGUCUCCCACCUACAUCGAUGGGUUAUAGACCACCUAUGAUACCACCACCACUUGGAAAUGCUGCAGGGUCAGCUCAUUAUGGAUCAGUGUCACAGUAUCCAGGUCAGCAGCAACAUCAGCCACUGCAGCAGCCACCGCAGCAGCCACCACAGCAGCAGCAGCAGCAGCAACAGCAGUUUCAACCACAGUUUAGACCAGGGGGACCACCUGAUGUUAGUCAGCUGUCACAGCAGUUGGGUGGUUUGUCUGUGACACGUGACGGAUGGAAUAAAGGCUGGGGAACACAUCAAAUGGACCUGUUACAGCAGCGUCAAGUGCUACCACCCGAGGGAGUUGUGCCUCCAAAACCGGUGCUGGCUCAAGAAUAUCUCCCAAACUGCUUCCCUGAUAUAUUCAGAUGCACUCUGACAAAAAUUCCCGAAACAAAGUCAGUUUUGCAGAAGGCCAGGCUUCCGUUUGGCAUGCUUAUACAUCCAUUCAAGGAUCUUGAGCACCUUCCAGUCGUGAGUUGCAACACGAUUGUACGCUGCAGAUCGUGCCGAACGUACAUCAAUCCUUUUGUGGUAUUUAAAGGAGAAAGACGUUGGGAGUGUAACCUGUGUUUCAGAGUUAAUGAGCUCCCAGAAGAAUUUCAGUAUGAUCCUGUUAGUAGAACAUACGGUGACCCAUCUAGAAGACCAGAGGUUCGAGAAGCAACAAUAGAAUUUAUUGCUCCUCAAGAAUAUAUGUUACGGCCUCCUCAACCAGCAACAUAUCUGUGGAUUUUGGAUGUUUCUCGCCAAGCUGUCGACACAGGCUACCUUAAGGUUGUGUGUGAUGUGUUGUUGGCACAGUUGGACAAGAUACCAGGAGAUCGCAGGACUAUGAUUGGAUUUAUAACCUUCUCUAGUAGUGUCCAGUUCUAUCUAAUGGGAGAAGAUCAGAAACAUGUCCAGAUGUUGGAAGUCGGAGAGAUAGAGGAAAUGUUCGUGCCGAAUCCUGAGGACCUUUUGGUUAAUCUGGAACAAAGCCGUUCUCUGGUUGAGGAUUUCCUCACAACGCUCCCAGACGCACAUGAGGGAACUUGCCAAACUCAUUCUGCUCUUGGAGCUGCUCUCCAAGCAGCUUACAAAUUACUGAGCCCAAUUGGUGGACGCAUCACACUGAUGACAACCACACUGCCAUCUUUGGGACCCGGUGCACUGAAAGCGCGUGAAGACCCUAACCAGCGAGCUGGGAAAGACAUUCAAAACAUGGGUCCGGCAACCGACUUUUACAAAAAAUUGUCUCUCGACUGUUCGGGCCAACAAAUUGCUGUGGACUUGUUUACACUUAACUCUCAGUAUGUGGAUAUGGCCACACUCACAGGAGUAAGCAAGUUCUCUGGAGGCUGUAUACAUCAUUUUCCAAAUUUCCACGUUACGAGGAAUCCAGCAGCCGUAGGCCCUUUUAUAUCUUGCCUUACACGGUACAUUACUAGGAAAAUUGGCUUUGAGGCUGUCAUGAGAAUCAGGGCAACCAGAGGUUUAGCCAUAACAAAUUUCCAUGGGAACUUCUUUGUUCGGUCUACUGACUUACUGUCUCUACCAAACAUUAAUCCUGAUGCAGGCUUUGGCAUGCAGGUCAACAUCGAAGAAGCAUUACACAAUAUACGCACUGCAUGUUUCCAAGCUGCUCUUCUGUAUACGUCAAGCAAAGGUGAGCGUCGAAUCAGAGUGCAUACAUUAUGCCUGCCUGUUUCUCCGAACAUGCAUGAAAUAGUAACAGCAGCUGAUCAGCAAGCAAUAAUAGGCUUGUUAGCCAAGAUGGCAGUAGACCGCUGUCUUGCGUCAUCACUGUCCGAUGCCCGUGAGGCUCUAGUUAAUGCCUGUGUGGAUGCACUUACAGCCUUCAAGAUUGGUCUCUCAAACCCAGCACAUGGUGCAUUAGAAUCACCACCAACAUUAAAACUGCUUCCCUUGUUUACACUUGCUCUCGUUAAGUCGAUUGCCUUCAGAGGGGGUUUGAGCACUAAACUGGAUGAUCGUCUCUUUGCUAUGUGUGAACUUAAAACGAUGCCACUUAAACAUCUCAUGACCUUCAUAUAUCCAGACCUGUACCCAAUACACAUGCUAUCAGAUAAAGGAGCACUUAAUGUGGACGAUCAGGUGAUUCCUCAACCUGGACGCCUUCACUUGUCUGCGGAGCGCUUGGAGCGAUGUGGAGCAUAUCUGAUGGAUACAGGAUCUACUAUAUACAUAUAUGUGCGCUCUGGAGUUUCAACAAAAUGGGUUGAAGGAACUUUAGGAGUACCAAGCUAUGCAGUCAUUCCUCAGCCUUUAUAUGAAGAUGCUCUUCCUGCUCUGGAUACGUUGGAUUCACAAUAUUUGCGUAACUUUGUUUCAUAUCUUCAGAGAAAUAAGCCUUAUCAAGCCCCCGUUUUAGUUCUAAAGGAAGAUAACCCAGCUCGUAUGUUAUUUAUUCAGCACCUCGUGGACGAUAGAACAGAAGGCUCUCACUCGUAUGUUGAAUUCCUUCAAUUUCUUAAAACUCAAAUUAAGUAGGAUUUUGUUAGUGUAUAAAUAAAAUGAAAGUGCAAUUUUUGGAUUUCUGAAUCUACAUAUUAUUUUGAAUAAUGUGAUAAUUUAUCAGAUACAAUACAGUAUUUAGAAAGCUGCAGUCAAGACAUUGGAAUGUAAAGCUACGAUACAAAAGGGGCAAGUAGGCAAGUACUGUACUUGGUAAUGCAGGAGAAAUUGCUGGGCCAUUUUAUGGAAAAAAGCUAAUCUGCUAAUAGUUGCCAAGUUUAAGUGGAUAUAAAUGUAGGUCCAUAUUGUCAUCAUGUUACAGUGUUUAUGAUCUGUAGGAGUCAUGGAUUUGGUUUUGUGGUGGACAGUUUGUAACUAUUCCUUGGUGUCUGCCUUUUUUUUUUUUUUUUUUUUUUUUUUUUAUAACUUCAUAAUGGGGAAGUUUUUAUGUGAUCAAUAGGAGUCAAAGAUUUUGAAAAACUUUUUUUUUCUUUUAAGAUAUCAGGGAUAUGUAUGAUAGGUUAUCCUGUAUAAAAGUGAAAAAUAUUAUCUAUAUGGUCUUUCUUUACUAUCCAGAUUGUAGAUUUUGUAUGUGGGUUUGCUGGUAUUUUGCAAAUUUUAUAUUUGAUAGGAUGAACAAUCUUUUAAAUAGUAGUAGAGAGAGAGAGGCAGUCCUCCUACACGUUUUUAAGUAGCCAGGAGUGCAGUCAGUACUUCACAGCACACUGCAUUUUUGAUCCAUCAGAGUACAGGGAGUUAUUAUAAUAUCAGCGCAGUUUGUUUGAAUUACCUGAAGAUAUGAAAUGGCAUUUUUUCUUACUUGAAUUUUGGAAUGUCUAUCGAAAGAAAGUAGAAAAGAAUAUCAUUAUUUGCCGCUAGUCUUGUUAAUGUGUGUCGAUGUUUUUUGUUUUUUUUUUUUUGUUUUUUUUUUUUACUUGAAACUAUAUUUUGGUUAAAAAGUUUAUUUAAAAUAAAUUGUGUCCUAUAUAGAAGAUUUGUGAUUGGUUCCUGAAGCAAAACUGGUGUUGGAAAUAUUUUGAUGUAUGCUUUCUAGAAAUUGAAUGUUUUUUAUUUGACGCAUUAAUCUCAUAACCAACCAGUCUUCUCAAAUAUAUUUGUGAAACUAUUGUAAAAAUAUUUCACUCUGACUCGACGUGCAACUGUAUAAGAUAUGGGUUGUGGUAUCAAGUGCAGCUUCAGGAACUUGUCAACAGCAGUUCACAUGUAAUGAUUAUUAUAUUCACAGUAGCUUGUACCUGUUUUAAUGGUACAGUACUUGUUCAGUUUUCCAUACGCUAUUUUUUCACUGGUCGCUUGUUUUUAAUAUUCCAUGUCAUUGAUUAUAUAUAUAUAUAUCCAGUGGUAUUCCAGCUAUUAUAUUAAGCUUGUUUUUUUAAUGUGAUGAAUAAAAAUAAUGGUUAAAUAGAUAUAAUUAGAUUAUUCACAGCAAAUAUAUUUUUUUCAUUUGUGCGUCUCAAAAAUAUUUUGUCUGCUCAAUUUCUGUUUCCUUGCAUUGUAACCUUUUCUUGGGAGUUUUGAGUUUGUAUUUAUAUACAUGUAGUUGCCAAAGCGUUGUAAAGCACAGGCAAAUGGCUGGAUAUUAAUAUUCAUGGAAUUCUUGGAUUUGAAUGGGUUAAAAGGAAGUACAAUUCACCAAAGUUAAUUAUAAAAAAUAAAUUAUAAAAAUAUAACAAGAAAUCCAGCUGCCUUUUUAUGUCAGGAAUAUAUUUACAGUAUUUUAUAAUUUUGAAUAUCAUUAAAGAAACUAUUGUAGAGCUUCCUUAGGCAUGGUCCAGUGUUCAUUGUUUGAAGGUUCAGAGUGGUUUGUGUACAUGGAGACAUUUCUGUGCAUUUUCACAAGUUGGCAAAAAAGGAAAUAGUUUUCAUACAAUUGGUGGCUGCAACAUCCAUCAGGGAAACAGUCAAAAUGGUCGUACACUAGUGAGUAACUCUGGCAUGUGUGGGUGUAUAUUAUCAGUGUAAAUAAACCCAGUUCUUUUAGUUUCAUAUCAGAUAAAAAUGUUAGCGCAUUCGUGGAAUAAUUAAAAGUGUAAAGGUCAUUAUUGUACAUUUAUUUUGUUAGUGUUAUGUGAGGUUCUAUAAAGAAAGUUUAACAUGAACUAAAAGCAACAUUUUCCAAGUUGAGGUUCUAUUCAGCUGUUGCCCGUUGUACAUUUUCAAAUUUGUGAUUAAGGCAAUGACUGCACAAUAAAAGGUUAUAUAUAUAUAUAUAA